Molecule: messenger RNA, 2108 nt
Organism: Portunus trituberculatus (swimming crab)
Lineage: Eukaryota; Metazoa; Arthropoda; Malacostraca; Decapoda; Portunidae
Product: protein psiP-like
Exons: 11
Coding region: 57-1451 (464 amino acids)
Source: RefSeq, a predicted model, not a curated record
UCACCACACACUGACUGGUACUCACUCCUGUCACACCUCCUCACUCCUCCGUCAGUAUGAAGAUGAGGCUCCUGCUGCUGCUGCUGCUGGUGGGGCUGACUUACGCCGUGCCCACCACCCAGGACGAGGACUCAGAAAGCGUUGAGGACCAGGACACUGCUGACGCUGGGGCUGACAUCAGAGUAGUGCCGGAGGAGGAAAACAAAUUCCUGAAGAUCUGCGUGAGGAAGUCAGAAUGUAAGAGUCAUGGCGGCCUCUGCAGGACUGAGAAGUGUACCAAGUGGGAGGAGGAGCUUCACGGGGGAUGCAAAGGCGCCUACUGCAGGUGUUGUAUCCCUAAGGAGGACCCGGUAUGCAACACAGACUACCGCUGCUCUGACGAAGGCGGAGAGUGCAAAGCUACCUGUGGCAAGAAUGAACACCCAGCUGCCGGAGUCGCCUGUCCCGUGAAAGGGUGUACCUGCUGUGUUCCUGAUGCCAUGGAGUGCAGCACGAGCUUCUACUGCAUGAACAAGGGCGGAAUGUGCAAGGACAAGUGUGGGGAGGACGAGAAGCACAUUGAUGAGAAGUGCUCCGGCGAGGGGUGCUUCUGCUGCGCCCCUGUUAUGGAAAAAUGCAAGACCAACGACAAGUGUGCUCAUGCUGGCGGCGAGUGUAAGGAAAGGUGCAGCUUCCAUGAGGAUGAGCUCACCAAUGUGUGUGACGGAAAGGACUGUUUCUGCUGUGUGCCCAAGGAGGAAGAGACAUGCGUUGAGGACUACAUGUGCAAGAACGCUGGUGGGGUAUGUAAGGCCAAGUGUGAUGCUAACGAGAAGCCAGAGAAGAGCGGGUGUUACGGGAAGGACUGCAUGUGUUGUGUCCCCGACGUGCCUGAGUGCGUGGACGACUGGUGUUCCGUGGCUGGUGGUGAGUGCAAGGAUAAGUGUUCCAGCACAGAGGAGGUGAUCAACGGAGCCUGCAAGGGACCCAACUGCUACUGCUGCGCCCCCAAGGAAGAUGAGUGCAUCAGGAACCAAAAAUGCAAGAAACGAGGUGGCAAGUGCAGGGACCAGUGCAUGCCCAAGGAGAAGGCGGUGAAGCAUGGCUGUGACGGUGACGGGAAGGACUGCUGGUGUUGUGCCCCUAAGAAGUGCAAGAACAACCCACGAUGCGACAAGUUCAAUGGACACUGCACCGUGGACGAAUGUGACGCCACACUGGAGCAGCUUAUCCCCGGCGGCUGCUUCGGGUCCCACUGUGAAUGCUGCGCUCCCAAGGGCUGCAUCAUUACCUCCCGCUGCGCCCGUCACGGUGGUGUGUGCCGCGACGUGGAGUGUAGGGACGGCGAGGUGGCUGAUCCCUACAAUGGCUGUCUUGGUGAUGGCUGUGUCUGCUGUGUCCCCUCCCACAAGGCAGCUGACAUCCUGAAUGACAAGCACUUCGAUAUUGAUGAGGAAUACGAGUACUACUAAGGCCGCCCUCAACCCGCCCACAUCUGCUACACCCACAUCUGCUUUCAACCCACCCCACACCUGCUUUCAACCCGUCCAAAGUUGCCUUCAAUCCCGCCCACACCUGUUUUCAAGCCACCCAUAGCUGCUCUCAACACGCCCACAGCUACUCUCAACACGCCCACACCUGCUUCAACACACCCACACCUGCUUCAACUCGCCCACGCCUGCCUUCAGUCCCGCCCACACCUUCCCUCAAUCCCGCCCAUAUCUGCUCUCAACACGCCCACAACUGCUCUGGCCACACCUGCACCGCUAAAACCUGCCUUCAACACGUCCACACCUUCCCUGAACCCGCCCACACCUCAGAACCAAGCCUGUGCAGUAUUAUAGGAUUAAAUGCCCAUCCUUUACCUUUAAGUCAGUACUCUAACUCCAUUUAACUCUUUUUAUAAGCAUUCGAAAUCUUUAUAUGGCAUUCAAAAAGUAUUCAGAUAGUUUUUUUUUUUUUUUUUUUUUCGUUCUAUAUUGGUCUUUGUUUGAAAUCUACUUGUUUUGUUAAAGAUAAAAUGGUGUUAUGAAAAUUUAUCUCUUAGUUUUUAUUUCUAGGCCAUUUUCUGUUAUAUUCAAUCUGUAAUGUGUCAAAAUAUGUGACGUUAUUAAAGAAAAAGAAGCGCA